Molecule: messenger RNA, 2014 nt
Organism: Bactrocera tryoni
Lineage: Eukaryota; Metazoa; Arthropoda; Insecta; Diptera; Tephritidae
Gene: Srp54
Product: probable splicing factor, arginine/serine-rich 7
Exons: 2
Coding region: 255-1742 (495 amino acids)
Cellular component (GO): nucleoplasm
Molecular function (GO): RNA binding
Source: RefSeq, a predicted model, not a curated record
UCGGUUUUUCAUCGCAAAAAUAAUUUGGUGCCGCUAGUAUUUUGUGAUGAGUUUUUCCGCUUAACAUUUUAAUGAAAGUUAAUAAUUGUAUAAGUUUUCAGAAUAAACAUACAUUCACAAAUCUUAAUAGAAUAAAAUCAAUUCAAUUUCGAUAAUUUGGGCAUCCGGGCAGUUAAGCUGUCGCACGGUGCCCACGCGGAAAAUUUAUUACAUUUCUUUUUUCAACUCUUGAAAUACGAGAACUAGUUUAAAGAAUGGCUGGUGGAAAUCAAGCGCGCGUCAUUCAAGUGACGAACAUUGCACCCCAAGCCACGAAAGAUCAAAUGCAAACAUUGUUUGGUAACAUUGGGAAAAUCGAAGAAAUCCGUCUAUACCCGACUGUGCGUGAUGUGUCUUGCCCCGUGCAAUCUCGCAUUUGCUAUGUUAAGUAUGCGGAAAGUAGCUGUGUUCCAGUGGCACAACAUCUAACUAACACUGUAUUUAUUGAUCGAGCACUAAUUGUCAUACCUGUGCUGGCAAUUCCUGAAGAAUAUCGCGCAUUGGAGAUGUCCAAAAAUGGUACAAUCGUACCGGGACUACAAAAGCCGGAUUCAAAGUUACCUCCAGAAGUGAUCAAUCGUAUUGAAGGCCAGUCCCCACAACAGGUUAUAAAAACUUAUGAUCCUAAACUGUUGGACAACAAUUUACCCGAAUAUCCAGCAUUGCCAUCGUUUUAUGACGCUAGAAAAAUUGAAGAAAUACGCAGAACGAUAAUCGUAUGUGAUGUGAAGAAUGAAUGGCGUCUUGACGAUUUAAUGGAAUGUUUUCAACGUGCGGGUGAAGUAAAAUACGCAAGAUGGGCGGAGAAAGAUGGUAAAACUUAUUGUAUGAUCGAAUUCUGCGAUCAACCAAGUAUUAUACAUGCUCUUAAAAUGCAAGGACACGAAUUCAAGGGAGGAUAUUUAAAUGUGUAUCAUUCAACUGAUUCCAUAACCAAGCCAGAAGCAAAAUCAAAUGAGGCAGCGCAGGCAGAAAUUGAAGAGGCAAUGACUAUUGUAAAAGAAGCUCAAAAUAUGAUUUCAGCUGCAAUUGAUCCCGUAAUUGGUAUGUUGGCUAAGGAUAAGCGUCGACGUUCCCGCUCACGUUCAAGAUCCCGUGAUCGUCGCACUAGUCGUUCGCGUUCACAUCGUUCACGCUCCAGACGUCGUUCUCGGUCUCGUACUCGUAAACGAUCCCGUAGCAAGUCCAAACGACGUUCUCGUUCGCAUUCUCGUGGUUCACGUUCACGCAAACGCUCCAGAUCACGAAAACGCUCUCGAUCCCGUCGUAAGAGUCGGUCUCGCUCACGUUCUAAAAGGAGGUCUAGGUCCCGCGACCGUCGUGCCAAACGUUCUCGUUCACGUCAUCGUCGUAGUACCUCGAGAUCACGUCGUUCCCGAUCCCGUACUAAACGUUCUCGCUCUCGUGAGCGCAAGCGUUCGCACCGUGCUCGUGAUGAGAAACGUUCUCGCUCUUCGCGGUCACGCAGUAAACGUCAUUCGCCAUCUCCAUCAACACGAUCACGUUCAAGUCGCAGCAAAGAUAUUGUUCCACCAACAAAAUCGUCUUCGUCUAAGCGACGUUCGCGUACUCCUGAUCGCAAAUUAAAACCUAUUUCAGAAGAUAUAGAAAUUAAAAGCACGCGAUCAAGUGUGGACUCCAAGUCUCGCAAAUCUGUUAGCGUGGAGAAAUCGGACAACAUGGAUAUAUCUAAUUCACCAUAACUAUCCUUUUAGUAUCAAAAUGGCACAUCAAGUGCUAAUUGAGCCCUUUUAGUAAUAGAAUGAACAUGUCACUCUUAAGUUAAAGUUUAAAUUUUCGACUUUCUGCAGUAUAGUAAUUUAUAUUUGAUGAAUAAUAAUUUAUACUCUAACAUAUUCUAUUAUACUAUUUUAUACAGAAUUCAAUAUUUUAAGAAUUUACUGUUUGAGAAAUAUAACUUUUAUGUUCCCCCGACAAAGCUAUUACAAUAAAGAACGCACUCUAUUGUCCACCA